Cannabis sativa is the source of this 940-nucleotide messenger RNA. RefSeq lists its product as uncharacterized. The transcript has 4 exons. The record is from RefSeq and is a predicted model, not a curated record. The coding region runs from base 168 to 758 and encodes 196 amino acids. NCBI's taxonomy places the organism in Eukaryota, Viridiplantae, Streptophyta, Magnoliopsida, Rosales, Cannabaceae.
CACUACUAAUCUCUACUCUUUAAUAUAGCUCACAACACAUUCCUCACUACUUUCUUUUUCUCUUGCAAAAAAAGCAAACUUGGAUAAUAUGAUCUCUGAAAAGAAAAACGCUUUUACUUUCAUUAUUUUGAACUCUGCAAAAGUUGUGAAGUGAUUGAAGGAAAAGAAUGGAGUUUAGGAUAGAACUUUCUUCAACAAAAGACUGUUUUUUUUCUAGACUCAAGGGAUUUUACAAUGAGUACCAUCAAUACAAGAAUGAGAAAGGUAAAAAACCAUCACCAAAUUCAGAUUCCGAAAACUCGAAAAAAGGCGAUAGCAAGGCUUGUGGAGAAUCAUCAUCAUCAUCAUCAUCCAAAGGGAACAAGGCUGUUUUGUGGGGAAGUGAAGUUGAUGAGCUUAAGGAGAGACUUAAAAUUCUUGAAGAGGAAACUGAGAUAAUUAAAGGUGCUUUCUUUUGGAGUUUGAAAGAAAGAAAACAUAUGAUGAAAGAGAUAUAUCAGCAGUUUCAGCUAUUACAUCAUCUCCUUCAAACUCAAAAUUUAGUGCUGGAAGAAAAUUCUGGUGUCAACCCUUUUGAGAAUGUGGAAUUCAGAAAGAGUUUGCUAGAAAUUUUAAGCCCACAUCCAAAUCCAUCUCUUCUUACCAGAGAGCUUAAAGCUGAAGUUUUGGCACUUCAAGAACCUGCUGUUAAAGUAAAAACAGAGGCCACACCAAGUUUCACCAUGACUGAUUCAAUUCUCAAUAUGUGUAAGGAGUGAAGUUCACCAUUGAAAGAGAGCUUCUUGGAAGAAUGAAGUUGAAUGAUGUUUUAAUUACCUUUUAUGUCAAAAACUGUGUUUUCUACUACUUUUUUACUAUGCAGGAAAAGAAAAAAAAAACAGCUUUGUUAUAAGAAUAUAUACAGAGAGACAAUACAAUAGAACAGAUACAAUUUUAGUCA